This is a messenger RNA of Aureobasidium melanogenum CBS 110374, 801 nucleotides long. RefSeq lists its product as uncharacterized. The transcript has a single exon. NCBI's taxonomy places the organism in Eukaryota, Fungi, Ascomycota, Dothideomycetes, Dothideales, Saccotheciaceae. The record is from RefSeq and is a predicted model, not a curated record. The coding region runs from base 1 to 801 and encodes 266 amino acids.
AUGGUGUCUCGAACGGACUGGACUACAUCACAAGUCGCAGUGGACAGAGAAGCUCUACUAGCAGGCGACGGCUGUCACCACGAGGAAGCAAAAGCUCUGGACGACUACUUGUCUGGCCUUCUGGAUGUACAACAAGCCGCGAAUAAAAUCACAUCGCCUGUCCUUGCAGAAGAAGACCCUCCAUCGGAGCUGUAUCGACUGUGGGGGUUGUUAUCCGACGCACUGGUAGAACUGUCAGACGAUCAAGAGAAGAUACUCGAUCUUUUGGCCGCCAUGCAGUCACUGCCAUCCACAAACUCCAUCGAUUGGUCGCAACUUAUGAACUUUGGCCACAUGUGGAGCGACUGUCAUCGGCUGCAUAUCCAGGGUCACUCUCCGUGGGAGAAGGAAAGUUGGACCGCCGCCAGGAGAGCCGAGCUAUGUCAUCAAUUCGAAGCUAUUGGAACAGCAGAGGCUAAGAUUUAUCUUCGUAGCAUAGGUGGAAUACCGGCAGACUGGGGAUACGACGUGCUCAAUCUAGUUUGUUUGAGACGCCCUGGGCUUGAGGUGUUGAUUUUCGAAGUGCACGCUUGGCUGCAAUGUGCUGGUACACAACUCAAGACUGAUUUACCAUCGGAGGAAAUAAGGAGCUAUUCGAGGCCAGUUCCUGGUUCAAGACGUGGACUAUUACAGAGAACAACCUGUACUAUGACUGAGCAUUGGGACACCUGGAGAAGAGAGAUGUCAGAGCUCAGUAGCAGUCAAAGUAUACUGUCAGUGGAAAGCAGGGAUGUUGCUGCCAAAUGCUCAGCACUCAUGUGA